Messenger RNA from Pocillopora verrucosa, 3714 nucleotides. Its product is annotated as 116 kDa U5 small nuclear ribonucleoprotein component-like. The record is from RefSeq and is a predicted model, not a curated record. NCBI's taxonomy places the organism in Eukaryota, Metazoa, Cnidaria, Anthozoa, Scleractinia, Pocilloporidae. Gene Ontology annotation, biological process: mRNA splicing, via spliceosome. Gene Ontology annotation, cellular component: U4/U6 x U5 tri-snRNP complex; cytosol; U2-type catalytic step 2 spliceosome. Gene Ontology annotation, molecular function: GTP binding; U5 snRNA binding; GTPase activity.
CGUUAGCUGCACGUUUUCCAAAAUGGAGGCUGAUCUGUAUGAUGAAUUCGGAAACUACAUUGGUCCAGAACUCGACAGUGAUGAGGAGAGCGAGGAGGAAGAGGACGCAGACGAAGAAGAGGCAGUAGAAUAUGCAGAAGAUGAUGAAGAUGAGCAGAUGGACCAGGAUGAAGAGCCUCAAAUGCAAGUGGUUUUGCACGAGGACAAAAAGUAUUAUCCUACUGCAGAAGAGGUCUUUGGUCCAGAAGUCGAGACCGUUGUCCAAGAAGAAGAUACACAGCCAUUGACAGAGCCCAUUAUUAAACCUGUGGCAAAAAAGAAGUUUUUCCAUGAAGAGCAAGAUCUACCUACAACAACUUAUGAUAUUGAAUAUUUGGCAGAUUUAAUGGACAACCCAGAUCUUAUCAGAAAUGUAGUCUUAGCAGGACAUUUGCACACAGGAAAGAGUGUUUUUGUUGACUGUCUUUUUGAACAAACACAUCCUGAGAUACAAGCUAAAGAAGGGAGUGAUCUUCGUUACAGUGACACAUUGUUUACUGAACAAGAGAGAGGUCUGAGUAUUAAGAGUGUUCCAGUGUCUUUAGUUUUGCCAGACACUAAGGGGAAGUCGUACCUCAUCAAUGUCUUUGACACCCCAGGACAUGUAAACUUCUCAGAUGAGGUCACUGCGGCAAUAAGAUUGUGUGAUGGAGUUAUGAUCUUCAUUGAUGCCUCUGAGGGGGUGAUGUUGAACACAGAGCGACUCCUAAAACAUGCUGUUCAAGAAAGGCUUGCUGUAACUAUUUGUAUCAACAAGAUUGAUCGACUGAUGUUGGAGUUAAAGCUUCCCCCUACAGAUGCCUACUACAAAUUAAAACAUAUAGUGGAUGAAGUGAAUGGACUACUCAGUGUCUACUCUGAUGGUGCAGAUGAUUAUGUCAUGUCCCCUUUCCUUGGAAAUGUCUGUUUUGCGAGCUCACAGUAUAGAUUCUGCUUCACACUCUUUUCAUUUGCCUCUCUUUAUGUUGACACUUUUGGUGUCACAAUUGAUCCAAGAGACUUUGCUAAGCGUUUGUGGGGUGACAUGUACUUCAAUUCUAAAUCGCGUAAGUUUACACGGAAAGCCCCUUUAAGUACUUCUCAGAGAAGCUUUGUGGAGUUCAUCUUGGAACCUUUGUAUAAGAUCUUUGCACAGGUGGUAGGUGAUGCAGACACGAGCCUUCCAAAGCUUAUGGACGAGUUGGGUAUUCAUUUGUCAAAGUCCGAGAUGCAGAUGAAUAUCAGACCAUUACUUAGUCUUGUUUGUAAAAGAUUCUUUGGAGAUUUUACAGGAUUUGUAGACGUGUGUGUUCAGCAUAUACCUUCUCCCAAAGCAGCAGCCAAGACUAAGAUAGAACAUGUGUACACAGGACCGCUGGACACCGAAGUCGUGGACGCCAUGAAUGACUGCGAUCCUGAUGGACCUCUCAUGCUUCAUACGUCCAAACAAUAUCCUUCCCAAGAUGCCACAGCUUUUCACGUGUUUGGACGAGUCAUGAGUGGAACAAUUUAUGCUGGUCAACAAGCUCGAAUACUCGGUGAGAACUACACUAUCGAGGACGAGGAAGACUCUCGCGUUGGAACGGUUGGAAGGUUGUGGAUCGCUGAAGCAAGGUACAACAUUGAAGUUAGCCGUGUACCGGCAGGAAACUGGGUGCUAAUUGAAGGAAUCGACGAACCUAUCGUUAAAACAUCAACUAUCACUCAAGUACAAGGCAACGACGAGGCGUAUAUAUACAGACCGCUGAAGUUUAACACAUGCUCAGCCAUUAAGAUCGCUGUGGAGCCUCACAAUCCUUCUGAGCUGCCUAAGAUGUUGGACGGUCUGAGAAAAGUGAAUAAGAGCUAUCCACUGCUCACUACAAAGGUUGAAGAGUCAGGAGAACACGUGAUCCUCGGUACAGGAGAGCUUUAUUUGGACUGUGUCCUGCACGAUCUGAGAAAGAUGUACUCCGAGAUAGAAAUCAAGGUCGCUGAUCCUGUUGUGGCGUUCUGUGAAACUGUCGUAGAGACUUCAUCACUCAAGUGCUUCGCAGAAACACCAAACAAAAAGAACAAGAUAACUAUGAUUGCAGAACCUUUGGAGAAAGGCUUAGCUGAGGACAUUGAAAAUGAAAAAGUUUUAAUUACAUGGAACAAGAAAAAGCUUGGAGAGUUUUUCCAAACCAAAUACGACUGGGAUUUGUUGGCAGCUCGUUCAAUCUGGGCGUUUGGACCUGACAAUUCUGGACCAAAUAUUCUUGUGGACGAUACGCUUCCGUCUGAGGUGGACAAAAGUUUACUCAACACUGUGAAAGAUUCAAUUAUUCAAGGUUUUCAGUGGGCUACGAGGGAGGGACCUCUUUGUGAUGAGCCAAUAAGAAAUGUGAAGUUCAAGAUCCUUGAUGCUGUGAUCGCUGGCGAACCAAUCCACAGAGGAGGAGGGCAGAUCAUUCCUACAGCCAGGAGAGUGGCGUACUCAGCAUUUUUGAUGGCUACACCCAGGCUGAUGGAGCCGUAUUUCUUCGUUGAGGUCCAGGCUCCAGCUGAUUGUGUGUCCUCGGUAUACACCGUUUUAGCUCGUCGAAGGGGUCAUGUAACUCAGGAUGCACCAGUUCCCGGUUCUCCACUGUACACAGUUAAAGCUUUCAUUCCCGCUAUUGACUCUUUCGGAUUUGAAACUGAUCUGCGGACUCACACCCAGGGACAGGCGUUCUGUCUGUCAGUAUUUCACCACUGGCAGAUCGUCCCAGGAGAUCCUCUGGAUAAGAGCAUUAUUAUUCGUCCGUUGGAACCACAACCAGCCACUCAUCUGGCCAGAGAAUUCAUGAUCAAGACAAGGAGAAGAAAGGGUUUGAGUGAGGACGUAAGCAUCAACAAAUUCUUCGACGAUCCUAUGUUGCUGGAGUUGGCCCGACAAGAUGUCAUGUUCAACUAUCCAAUGUGAUCUACCUGCUUGUUAAAGGGACACCAUACUACAAAUUUUCGCGUAUUUAGCAGUUGCCUAGUGACCACACUCUGUGCUAGGGAUAUCCUGGCAGGGCUGUUUCCCUAAGUCGCCAUCACGUUGUAACACGUCUCUAUAAUAUUAAGAAAAAUUUAUAAAUCUGCGCUUUCGUAGAGGAGCAAAUGAACUCAGAGACCUAACUUCGCCCGCCUUGGUAGACUCUCUUUUCUUGUCACGUAUCAGUCACAGUCACGUCACGCUUUUGAGUUCAAGAUUGUGCGACGGCUAAAGUAGUUGCUAGUCACUCUUGGAGAGCAAUUUUCAACUGAGGGUCGUUAGUUAUGCGGAUUACAUUUGUUUUGCUUUAGUGGGCUCUGUGAUUGGAUUGGGAAACUCGCGCUAUAUCCAAUGGCCAAUCAGAAGCACAGUGAAAACCGCCCUAGACUUAGUCACUUUCAUGUUUUUAGUUCGAGUUGUUAUCGGCUUGUUGUGACACCUUUGAUCUGAUUGGCCAUCGAGAUGACUUUGGUUUACCUCUGCUGUGAUUGACUGUUGCGAUGACUUUGGUUUUGGUUCUGCGACACUCAGUGACAUGAGAAACGGUCAAAAUUGAGUACUCACGUUGAUCGUAACCAUUACUUAUACAAAGCACAGUUCAAGUAAAAAGCACUGAGAUGUAAAACCUAUGUUUUUCAUCCUUUAGCAUGUAAAUACUUCCUUUGUAAGUCUUACUUUUCUUUGGAAAAAAAAUAAAAAGAUUCCAAGUUGUA